AUGGUUUUGAUUUACAUACCAAUUUUGCUAGUUUCUCUUGCUUCCCUAUGGCUAUGGGGAAGUAAGAAAAAAGCAAAGAAAUUGCCACCAGGUCCAAAAGGAUUACCAAUUUUGGGUAGUCUUCUAAAACUAGGACCAAACCCUCAUCGUGAUCUUCACAAACUAUCCCAAAAAUAUGGACCAAUUAUGCACUUACGUUUAGGUUUAGUACCAAUCAUAGUUGUUUCUUCACCUCAAGCAGCUGAACUUUUCCUCAAGACUCAUGAUCUUGUCUUUGCAAGCAGACCACCAAUUGAGGCAGCAAAAAUCAUCGGUUGGGAUCGGAGGAACUUGAGUUUUGGUGAAUAUGGUUCUUAUUGGCGAAACAUGAGAAAAAUGUGCACUUUAGAAUUGUUGAGCCAUGCAAAAAUAAAUUCAUUUAAAACCAUGAGGGAACAAGAACUUGACCUAUUGAUAAAGUUUUUAAGAGAAAAAGCCAAUGAUAGAACAAAGGUUGAUUUAAGCACCAAGGUUUCUACACUCACUGCUGAUAUGAGUUGUAGAAUGGUUUUGGGGAAAAAAUAUACGGAUGAUGAUUUGGAUGAGAAAGGGUUUAAGGCUGUGAUGCUAGAGACAAUGCAUUUAUCUGCAACUCCUAAUAUUGGUGAUUAG
Molecule: messenger RNA, 651 nt
Organism: Medicago truncatula (barrel medic)
Lineage: Eukaryota; Viridiplantae; Streptophyta; Magnoliopsida; Fabales; Fabaceae
Product: cytochrome P450 71AU50-like
Exons: 1
Coding region: 1-651 (216 amino acids)
Molecular function (GO): heme binding; oxidoreductase activity, acting on paired donors, with incorporation or reduction of molecular oxygen; monooxygenase activity
Source: RefSeq, a predicted model, not a curated record